AUGGCCGACACCGAGGGCUACAAGGUUCGUCUCAUCUCAUUUAAGAUUUCUGCUACAUUUCAAUUCAAUGCUGACGCUCAGGUCGGUGAGGCCAAGACCAUGGCCGAGCUCGCCGCCCUCGACCAGGAGGAUGAGUCGCUGCAGCGCUGGAAGGCCUCGCUCGGCCUCACUGGUGGUGCCGGCGGCAGCGGCAAGAAGGAGGUCGUCCCCGUCUCCCUCUUCCUCACCUCCCCCACCCGCCCCGGCGGGGACAUCACCCUCGACCUCACCCUGCCCCCCGCCGACAUUGCCAAGCUGAAGAAGGACCCUAUCGACAAGACUGAGGCGAUGCUCGGAUCAUAUGGACCCCAGGAGGAGCCGUACACCAAAGUCGAGGCGCCCACGGGCAUGCUCGCGCGCUCUGGUUCGUACGCCGUGCGCUCGCGACUCAUCGACGACGACAACAAUGUCUGGAUCGACGUCGAGUGGGGCUUCAAGCUGUCCAAGGACUGGUAA
Trichosporon asahii var. asahii CBS 2479 is the source of this 495-nucleotide messenger RNA. RefSeq names its product Rho GDP-dissociation inhibitor 1. Gene Ontology annotation, molecular function: protein binding; Rho GDP-dissociation inhibitor activity. Bases 1 to 495 code for a protein of 164 amino acids. NCBI's taxonomy places the organism in Eukaryota, Fungi, Basidiomycota, Tremellomycetes, Trichosporonales, Trichosporonaceae. The transcript is spliced from 5 exons. The record is from RefSeq and is a predicted model, not a curated record. Gene Ontology annotation, cellular component: membrane; cytosol; cytoplasm. Gene Ontology annotation, biological process: Rho protein signal transduction.